AACUGUGAGGGCUAACAGCAGGUACGGCGGGCUUUUCUCGCUGGCGUUGCGUGGUGUGUCUUUCUUGUAUCGUGUCGUGUCGUGUCGUCUUGUAUGUCUCGUGUUGUAUUGUUGUAUUGUCUCGUGUCCUCUGCGAUUCAAUGAUCGAUUAUAUUUAUAUUUGCUACUCUUGAUUUAGCCUGGCUAAUGACGACAUUAUAUAUCACCAAGAUCGCUGAGAAUUGCUUUGGUCGAUGACACCAAACGGUACAACAAAAAACAAACGAGCCCCGCAAUUUUCAAAAUCGAUGGACUCACCUCUGUGUGCUGCGUACCUUGCUGCUGUCUGGCUUCUGUCUUCUUCCUUUGCCCCACCAACGCACUUCGCCAUGCCACACGUUUGUUCUUCUGUUCGUCUGUUCCUCGGGAAUACUUUUACUAGAUUUGGAAAGAACACAUGUGUGCCACCGUGAAUGCUAGCCGAUCCUUCAAAAAUUUGCGCCCACGGACGGGACUAAAUUCCACGCCCAUCGUGGAUCCAAGAUCUCUUUACUCGUCGCGUGGAACCAGGAAGCCCCUGGUGGUACACCGGUCGGUACAUCGCACGAUUGCACUGACGAGAAGCACGCCCUUGUGCCAAUCAAGACAAUGCCACGAAAGUUGCUUAUCUGCGCUUCACCUGCGAACGAUUGUGAACGGCAUGCCACAGUGCGCAGUGAAGACGUUCCACCUUGUUCUGUAUCCCAACAACCCAACGUGGAUGGAUGACUGGUUAUGCGGUAUGUACUUCAUGCUUUGUUUGUAUUGUGUUCUCGCUGCCGGUCGCACCGGAGCAAAAGUAUUUCAAGCCCGGUGUCGUGCCAUUCCCUGGAACGGAUCCGAUCCGAUCCAAUCCGAUCAGAUCUGAUCCAGAACACUUUCAACCUUGUAUCACUGCUGCUGCUGCUGCUGCUGUACCACACACGCGAUGAUCGAUGUAUUCCCAUAAACGUUUCGCAGAACUCGCUGACCGAGGCGUGAGACCCUCAGGUAAUGGAGCMAAAUUCACUUCCUUGGAUGUCUGAGCGUGAACAGAGCAGCCACAGCAAACAGCGACCGCGGCGUUGAUCGUACCGUAACGGAUCGGAUCGGAUCGAAUUGCGUUGAAUGAACUUUCGACAAUCCAUGGGAACGCAACGGGCUUGGAAAGGUCCGAUUGAUUGGAUCCGUCGAUUGGAAAGAUCGAAUCCAUUCAUUUGUUUCGUCCACUCACACACUUCACCAAUCCGUGCUUCCACUGACUGGUUUGGUUUUGCAGUGAAAAAUGGCAUACGGCUGUGUGUACUCCAUUGCAUUGAAGUACAGUGCAAUAUAGUGCAGUGCAAUAAAAGCACGAGAUGGAUAAAUUGCAUUCGACUUUUGGUUGGCUCCGCGACCGCAGGUGGCUCUUGUUCAGACCCAAAACACACAAACCAACAAACAAGCAAGCCAUCUAGAAAAUGUGAGUUCAGAUGCUCUCCGCGCAGCCGUGUCCCGUUCUGUUGGUUCUCCGUUCCUUCCAUACCGUGCGGAUGACGAAUAUUUCUAUUCCUGAGGGUCUGAAUCACACGGCAAAACUAUGUAUAUAGCGUCACCGUAUAUUGAUGCGACAGUUGAAAUUCGAGCUUUUUAACCCCGACGCAGGAUGUGGUGUGGAAGGGAUUGCGAUUUGCCUUGAUGGCACGGGACUGCUAUCGGAUGUGCUCUCUCCCUACUGUUUGUGGUUCGAUUUUUUUCUCACACCAAGCACUCUGUCCUACGGUUCUUUGGUUGCGUUUGUUUUCUUGGUGCAGGCAGACAGGAAGUGUUUGGAAAGAUACAGUAAUGCGGUACAAAGAUACUCUGGUGUGCGAGAUUUAGAACACCUCGUGCAACGGUUGGAUGGGAUGAUAUGUGUUGAUCUUCUUAUCUACUGUUGUUUACAUAUGAUCCUAUCUACCCCUAUCGAUCAACUCUAGGUACAGUAUAAUGGCGUCAGUAAGGAAAUUAAUAUCGUUACGACGU
This is a messenger RNA of Pseudo-nitzschia multistriata, 2001 nucleotides long. The record is from the annotation of a GenBank genome assembly. Lineage: Eukaryota; Bacillariophyta; Bacillariophyceae; Bacillariales; Bacillariaceae.